This is a messenger RNA of Diaporthe batatas, 1379 nucleotides long. RefSeq lists its product as uncharacterized. The record is from RefSeq and is a predicted model, not a curated record. Bases 81 to 1283 code for a protein of 400 amino acids. The transcript is spliced from 2 exons. NCBI's taxonomy places the organism in Eukaryota, Fungi, Ascomycota, Sordariomycetes, Diaporthales, Diaporthaceae. Gene Ontology annotation, molecular function: protein-folding chaperone binding; protein folding chaperone. Gene Ontology annotation, cellular component: nucleus; cytoplasm.
GUCCACCAUCAUUCUGCAAGGCUUGAAUUGUGGCCCUAGGGACUUGUGCUCUGAAAAGGGUACAGUCUAGAUGUUGCAUUAUGGCUCCGUCACCGGUUACAGAAGAUUAUUACGCGAUCCUCGAAGUGGAACAGACUGCCAGGCCCGAGCUGAUCACCAAAUCCUACAAACGAUUAGCGCUGAAGCUCCAUCCAGACCGGAACCCCAAACGCAAUGCUACCGAAGCUUUCCAAAUGCUUGGACAAGCCUACGAGACAUUGAAGGACGAAAACACGCGCCGAGCAUACGAUCUCCUCUAUCCCUCCAUAAUAGCAAGUCGCAACUCUUCUCAAAGCAGCCAAACACCCCACUCGCCUACCGCUUCCGCAUCGCAAUCAGAUGCAGUCGACGCGACGCAAAUUGCCGCGCUCCGAAAGUCGAAGCAAGAACGUGCUGCACGAUGGCGGUCCAAGAAGGGCAUCCUUGAUGCGUCGAUUUUUGAAAUGCAGAGAGCUAUUCGGCGGCUACAGCAGGAAAUCAAGAACCUGGAGAGCAUUCUGGCUGCUGAGGAUGCGGCUGAGAGACAGAAGAAUAGUUGGACAACAUGGCUGCUGUCACCCAUAUACAAAAAGAGAGAAGAUAGUGAAGAGGAGAAGGCAUGUAAGGAUAGAAAGAGACAGGAAAGGAGAAUCGAAAAAGAUAUGAAGGAGCGGCGACUGUCUAUGAAGUCGGCGGAAAUGAAGACAGAGCAAACUCUACUGAGAAUGGCGAAGGAGGAGGUCGAUGCUGCAGACCUCAGCGAUGACAGGAAGAUACAAGUCAUUCAGAGUAGGAUGUCUUUCAGGGAAGACCGGCGGAGGCAAGAGAGGGAGAAGGCAUAUAUGGAGAGAAUGGCAAAUGAACGGAGACAGCAGCAGGAAACUAAGAAAAGAGAGGAGGAAGCGGCAGAGGCUUUGAGGAAAAAACAGGCGGAGGCGCGAGCAGCAGAACAGAGACGAUAUGAGGAAGCAGAGCGGCAGAGGAUCAUCGAAGAAAAUUUAAGAAGAAACCGGCAACACACCACAUAUUCCGACUUCGCCAGGGGAAGCACAGCAGCCUGCCACCAUGGCGGCUGGUGGGCAAAAGUUCAAGGCCGUACAGCAUGCCCAAAGUGCCAGGAGAGUUGGACUUAUCUGCUGCAGUGUCCAAGCUGUGAGAUGAAAGCAUGCCCGAGGUGUCAAGCUGCAAUACGACCGAGAAGGAAUCGAGGAGGACCGCGAGUCAGGAUACCGAGCCCGAAUGUUGGUUUCGACGACUUCUGGUAACUUGAGCCUGUGGCAGGAAAUUGGAAAGAAUGUAAAUCAAAAUUAUGACAGCAAAUCCGUUCUCGCACAAUCUACUGCCUGAAUCGUCCCACAAAA